AUGAGAGACGAGGAGCAGGCUGGUGGAGAUCAUCCGGUGGGAGAGGUGGUUUCCAAUGAGGAGAACACCGGGAAACCAACUUCAAAUACCUGUCCUGUCCUCGUGGCGACACCUGGAUUUCGAAGGCGAAAACGACACACAGGCCCACCUGAGACGGACGACACUACCACAGUCACAUCAAUUGACGACGAGCCUGGAGACGACGUCCGGAUCGAUACGCCAACCCGAACGAAAAAACGGUGUCCUGAAAAUCUGCGAUCUUCAUCAGGACAAUCCCUUUCUCCGAUUCCAGUUCUUAAUCCUGGAGCAUUGUCACCUCUCGAGGACCCACAUGGCCAACGGGUGAUCGCCAACAUCCGGGAGCGGCAGAGGACACAAUCUCUCAACGACGCUUUUGCUUCUUUGCGUAAAAUAAUACCAACGCUGCCUUCGGAUAAGCUGAGUAAGAUUCAGACUCUUAAACUGGCGUCGCGCUACAUCGACUUCUUGUACCAGGUUCUGCAAAGCGACGAGAUGGAUUCAAAGAUUAACGGCUCUAACUACCUGGCUCACGAGAGACUAAGCUAUGCCUUUUCUGUCUGGAGGAUGGAGGGGGCUUGGUCCACCAUGUCUGCCAGUCAUUAGCCUGUUCUUUAAUGACACAUGUUUGUCACCUUUUUAACUAGUAAGUCUCAGGUUACAUCAUCGGUUUGGCUCACGUCAAGCAAAGACUGUGACUGAAUGAGAAAGCCCCGUUGAAAUAUGUUUUUCAAGCCCACAUUUUAGUUUAUAUUGAUACAUCUCUAUCCGGCUUUUGUUUUUGUUGUUGCCAUCGAACAAGAAUGCUAAUUUUAA
This is a messenger RNA of Corythoichthys intestinalis (scribbled pipefish), 834 nucleotides long. RefSeq names its product twist-related protein 2-like. Gene Ontology annotation, biological process: developmental process; regulation of transcription by RNA polymerase II. The record is from RefSeq and is a predicted model, not a curated record. Gene Ontology annotation, molecular function: protein dimerization activity; RNA polymerase II transcription regulatory region sequence-specific DNA binding; DNA-binding transcription factor activity, RNA polymerase II-specific. The transcript has a single exon. Lineage: Eukaryota; Metazoa; Chordata; Actinopteri; Syngnathiformes; Syngnathidae. Bases 1 to 624 code for a protein of 207 amino acids.